AGGGCGCUUCAAGAUGGCUGCGUCCACAGCGCUGAUCCUUAGGGAGAGCCCCAGCAUGAAAAAAGCAGUGUUGCUGAUAAAUGAAAUAGACAUAGGAAGAUUUCCGCGAUUGCUCACCCGCAUUCUUCAAAAACUUCACCUGAAGACUGAGAGCAGUUUCAGUGGAGAAGAGGAAGAAAAACUCCAAGCUGCAUUUUCUCUAGAGAAGCAAGAUCUUCACUUAGUUCUUGAAACAAUAUCAUUCAUUUUAGAACAGGCAGUCUAUCACUGUGUGAAGCCAGUAGCUCUGCAGCAGCAGUUAGAGAACAUUCAUCUCAAACAAGAUAAAGCGGAAGCAUUUGUCAACGCUUGGUCUUCUAUGGGUCAAGAAACGAUCGAAAAAUUCAGGCAGAGGAUUCUUGCUCCUCACAAGCUCGAGAUGGUUGGAUGGCAGCUUAACCUUCAGAUGGCUCACUCUGCUCAAGCCAAGCUAAAGUCUCCUCAAGCUGUCUUACAGCUAGGAGUGAGCAGUGAAGACUCAAAGAGCCUGGAGAAAGUUCUUGUGGAAUUCAAUCACAAGGAGUUGUUUGAUUUCUAUAACAAGUUGGAGACCAUACAAGCACAGCUGGAUUCCCUUACAUGAUGUCCUCCAAGAUUGGCAUCUUCAUCACACUCAUGCCUCCUCCAAAUUUCAAGUGAAGAUGGACUUCCAGGGAGUGUUUUCUGAAGGACUCCGUGACUUUCUUCUUAUAAAUCACACAGAUAAUUGUUUCUUAGAGGAAUGACAGGCGAGAGAGAUCAUCGUUGCUACAUACUGAAGUUCUGAUAUCAUUCUCUAGUUCUAUGCAUCAGUAUCAAGCAAUAUCUGUUUUAGAGUCAUCAAAAUUAAAUGUCCUGCUAUUUUUAUA
Erinaceus europaeus (western European hedgehog) is the source of this 887-nucleotide messenger RNA. RefSeq names its product COMM domain containing 10 (gene COMMD10). The record is from RefSeq and is a predicted model, not a curated record. Bases 14 to 622 code for a protein of 202 amino acids. The transcript has 7 exons. NCBI's taxonomy places the organism in Eukaryota, Metazoa, Chordata, Mammalia, Eulipotyphla, Erinaceidae.